Messenger RNA from Suillus plorans, 784 nucleotides. RefSeq lists its product as uncharacterized. Bases 198 to 590 code for a protein of 130 amino acids. The transcript has a single exon. The record is from RefSeq and is a predicted model, not a curated record. NCBI's taxonomy places the organism in Eukaryota, Fungi, Basidiomycota, Agaricomycetes, Boletales, Suillaceae.
GAUCGUGUUUGUUUGUCUCGAUGUUGCGCAUCCCGAUCGUGGAUGGCUCAGCUUCCUGAGACGAAUACCCCUUCGUAGACCACAGUCCAUGGAAGACCCUAGGCUAGCAUUCAUCGAACGUUGCGCAGCCUUUCCACACGGGAAAGACGUGUAUUAUCAUGGAUUCCCUGUACUAGUGGUGGGUAUUGGUAGCCUCGAUGCAUGAGGCCUUGACCCGGCUUGUUUUGCGCACAACCGCACCUUUAAAGAAGGAGCAGAUCAAGCAGACGUACGCCCUCAACUUUAUCAUGACCCUCAGCUUACCCUUGACUAUCUUAUUACUGUUACACAUCACGUUCGUUUGCGCUUCACUGCCGAGCCUCAAUGACACCAGCAUUCGUACACUCGACAUCAGUGACCCUUCAUCCUGCAGUAACACCAGAUCCUUGUGGGACAUCAUCCGGAGUUGCGCUGCGACUUUCCUCCCAUGCACAUGGACUGCAAUUCACCCAAACAUCCCGGGUAUGGACGAGGGGGAAGCGAUUGUUAUAUCUCGUCGCCUAGGCAUCAUGGUGAUAGCGCUGAUCGCCCCAGAACUCAUGAUUACCUGAGCCACGAUACAGUUUUUAACUGCUCGUGAUACUCUAACGGAUUCUGAUGAUGCCUUUGGUGCGCAACGUCACCAGGCCCGCGGCGACAAUCCAGAUAUGCGAGAGAGUACAGCUAUGUUUCUUGGUGAAAUUCAACAUCAAAUGGAAGGAGCAGUCCGCAUCCGAGCGCUCUGCAAGUCGCAGGUUGAGGUUAG